AUGGCAGCCCCUCGCUCUCGCGGCCGCCGCGGCGCCAAGUCGGCCAAGGCCCGGGCAGCAGCCUUGGCGGCGCUCAUGGCCCCGACGGCCUUUGCCAACGAGGACGACCCCGUCACCGUCGAGGUCGUCGUCACCACGUACCUCGAGUUCGGGGCCUGCGCCAAUCUCUGCUCCCCGGCCUUUCCCACGCUCGAGGCUGCCCAUGCUCCGCCCGCGCCCCCCGACGUGACGCUCACCUUGCCGGCCAGGAUCCCGGACGCCGCCGUCUCGACAAAGGCGGCCAGCUGCCCCGUCUGCCCCGGAACCGUCUUCUCCUUCCAGCCGACCGACGUGCCAUACUACACGCUCACGUCGAGCGGCGACUAUGCUUCGCCCACCGUGUCGAUCGUCCAGCCGACCUGUGCCACCUGUCACGGGACAGUCAUCAUCUGCGAGCCCACCAAGGCGGCUGCUGGGAGGUUUGGGGUUCUCCCCGGCGGAGGUGCUCCCAAGGGCGGUUCUCCCGGUGAUGGUGCCCCCGGCGGCGGUGCCCCCGGCGGUCCCGCGGUCCCCAAGUUCCUGCCGGGAGCCAAGGACAGCGACCCCCGCGUCACUCUGGCCCCCAUCAACCCAGGCGAUCGGGCGACGGUUGUCGUCGGAAACCACGGCUUGCUGGGCGCGAUUCCCACGUUGACUCUGCCCAAUGCCCGCCCUGAGGAUCCCACGGUCACUUUGCAUCCGACCGGCGCAGAUCAGCCGGCCAUCGCUGUCAUUGGCAACCUGAAGGGCCUCGUCAAGCCUACGAUCACCCUCCCAGGCGCUAGGCCCGAUGCUCCCUUGACGACAUUUCCUCCGACUGGCCCUGGCUUGCCGGCGUUGGUAGUUAAAGGAGACCUCAACAAGUUAAAGCAGGGCGUCAUUCCCACGGUGACUCUGCCCAACGCGCACCCCGGGGAUCCCACUUUUACUUUGCACCCGACCGGCAAAGGUCAGCCGCCCAUCGCCGUUGUUGGCAACCCGAAGGACCCCGUUAGCCCUACCAUCACUCUUCCAGGUGCUGCGCCUGACGCGCCCCUGAUUACCUUCCCCCCAACUGCCCCUGGGUCGCCGCCGGUGGUGGUCAAGGGAGAUCUUGACAAGUUGAACAAGCCGCCGUACGGGUCCGGAGGCGAUGGUAACAAGAACGGUGGAAAGCCGGGGGCCAACACCAAUAUUCCCACGCUGACGCUGCCUAAUGCCGGUCCUUCGGAUCCAAUUGUCACUUUACAGCCGACUGGAAAGGGCCAGGGCCCUAUUGCUGUUAUUGGCAAGACGGAUGGGAUCGCCACGCCUACCAUCACCCUCCCAGGUGCUGGGCCUAACGCGCCCCUGACCACGUUGCCCCCGACUACCCCUGGGUCGCCGCCGGUGGUGGUCAAAGGAGAUCUCGACAAGUUAAACAAGCCGCCAUAUGGGUCUGGAGGCGAUGGUAACGAGAACGGUAGAAAGCCGGGGGCCAACACUAAUAUUCCCACGCUGACGCUGCCUAACGCCGGUCCUUCGGAUCCAAUUGUCACUUUACAGCCGACUGGAAAGGGCCAAGGCCCUAUUGCUGUUAUUGGCAAGACGGAUGAGAUCGCCACGCCUACCAUCACCCUCCCAGGUGCUGGGCCUAACGCGCCCCUGACCACGUUCCCCCCGACUGUUCCCGGCUCAUCGUCGGUGGUGGUCAAGGGAGAUCUGAAGAAGCCGCCAUACGGCUCCGGGGGUGACGGUGGUAAAAACGCCGAAAAUCCUGGGCUCAAUACCAACAUUCCCACUCUGACGCUGCCCAACGCCCGUCCCUCGGACCCGAUAGUCACUCUAAAGCCUACCGGCAAGGGCCAGGGUCCUGUCGCUGUUAUUGGCAAGACAGACGGGGUCGCCACGCCUACUAUUACCCUUCCAGGUGCCGGGCCAAACGCGCCCCUUACCACGUUUCCCCCGGCUGUCCCUGGCUCGCCCCCGGUCGUGGUAAAGGGAGACUUGAACAAGCUCCCAUAUGGUUCCGGACCGGACAAUGGGAAAGAUGCUGGAAAGACCGGGGUCAAUACCGACAUCCCCACUCUGACGCUGCCCAACGCUCGCCCUUCAGACCCGAUAGUCACUCUGACGCCCACUGGUAAGGGUCAGUCGCCUUUCGCUGUCAAAGGAAACCCGAAGGGUCUCGUCAACCCUACCAUCACGCUCCCAGGUGCCGGGCCCAACGCACCCGUAAUCACACUCCCACCGACUUCCCCUGGCUCGCCCCAGCUCGUCAUUAAGGGAGAUCCCAAGAAGCUGAACGAGCUUCCCGAUGGCCCCCUCGUCGGCGUCGACACCAACGGCGACGGCAUUCCGGAUGUUGUCCUCGGCCCGCACGGCACUGUGGACAUCAACGGAGACGGCAAGCCCGACUUCACCAUCCUGCCCGGCGGUGGCGUCGAUACCGACGGAGACGGAAAGCCAGAUACUAAGCUAGAUAAGAACGGGGGCUUCAACAGGAAUGGCGGUGACAAGCCCGACACGACGCUCGUUGUCGGGCCCGACGCGGUGGACACCGACAAAGAUGAGCUCCCAGACGUCAACUCCGGCGAAUACCCCAAGGUUGGCGGCAAAGGGGACAAGAUCCCAGACAAGAGCGGCGGCAAAGGCGACAAGGUCCCGGAUAAGAGCAAUGGAAAAGGGGACAGGGUUCCAGAUAAGAACGUCGGGCCCGGUGCCCCGGUGGACACCGACCUAGACGGACGCCCGGAUACCAAGGUUCAACCCAACGGGGACAUUGACACCAACGGAGAUGGCAAGCCUGACGUCAAGGUCCUGCCCGACGGAGGAGUCGACACCAACGGAGACGGCAAGCCGGAUACCAAAGUCGGCCCGGGCGGCGCCGUUGACACUGACGGCGACGGAAAGCCCGAUCUUGUCAUCAACCCAAGCAAUGUCCCCAACGUCGACAGUCCGAGCUCGAGUCCCAGCCCUGUUAGCCCGAAGCCCGUCCCAGACGCUGAAUCCAGCGGAUCCCCCAAGGUCGACGGCAAAGGGAACAAGAUCCCCAAUAAGAGCUCUGGACCCGGUGCCCCCGUAGACACGGACCUAGACGGACGGCCGGAUACCAAGGUCCAGCCUAAUGGGGAUAUUGACACCAACGGAGAUGGCAAGCCCGACGUCAAGGUUCUUCCCGACGGAGGAGUCGACACCAACGGAGACGGCAAGCCGGACACCAAGGUCGGCCCGGGCGGCGUUGUUGAUACCAAUGGCGAUGGAAAGCCGGACCUUGUGAUCAACCCAAGUAUCCCCAACCCCGACGACAAAGCGGACAAGAACCCAGAUAAGAACGUCGGACCCGGUGCUCCUGUGGACACUAAUCGAGACGGGCGGCCGGAUACCAAGGUCCAGCCUAACGGGGACAUUGACACCAACGGAGAUGGCAAGCCCGACGUCAAGGUUCUUCCCGACGGCGGGGUCGACACCAACGGAGACGGCAAGCCGGACACCAAGGUCGGCCCGGGCGGCGUUGUUGAUACCAACGGCGACGGAAAGCCGGACGUUGUCAUCAACCCAAGCUAUGUCCCCGUUAGCGACACUUCGAAGCCGACCCCAAGCCCCGUCGGCCCGGAGCCCGUCCCCAACGCCGGCAGCCCAAGCCAGAACCCCAGCCCUGUCAGCCCGGAGCCCGUCCCCAACGCCGGUAGUCCCAGUCCGUACCCCAGCCCCGUCGACACGAAGUCCAACCCCCCCCCGAUCGUCCUCCCAGUUCCGGUUCCGGUCAACCCCCAGCCCGAUGCCAAUAACGAAAAGCCCGCCCCGGUCAGCAAGGGUAGCUUCAACGGAACCAAGCCCAGCCUCACGCCAGGCGGCAAAGGUCCCGUGCCCACCAAGCUGCCCCCCGGCACCCCGAACCAGGAUGGCAUCCUCCCGGCUGAUGACCCGAGCCGAUGCAACGGCGUACUCGGAUCGCUGGGCUGCAUCGUCGCCGGUGGUGUCGAUACGGUCGAGGGCACCGCCAAGGGGGUUGGCGAGGCGCUCGGCAACCUCUUGGGGAUGAAUGGGAAGAAACCCCAGACUCCCAGCGCUGUGGCCCCUCCGCCAUCGCCCGACAGAGGCAACCCUCCGAGCAACCCGAACGCGGAAACCUCCCUGAGCAACCCCAACGAGGGAACUCCCCCGAAUGAGAACGCCAACAAGGGAGCCCCUCCGAGCACCCCGAACAACGAAACCCCGGCCCAGACCCCGGACAAGGUGGGACAGCCCAAGCAGCCCGCCGAAGUGCCUCCUCCUUCAUCACCCGACUCAGGUAACCCCCCAAGCAACCCGGACGCGGGAACCCCCCCGAGCGUCCCCAAUAAAGAAACCCCGGCCCCGACCCCAGACAAGGCGGAACCGCCCAAGCAGCCCAGCGAUGUGCCCGCUCCGUCACCGUCCGAUAAGGGCAGCCCCUCGAGCAACCAGGACGAGGGAACUCCCCCGAGCCCUCCCAAGAAGGAAAACCCAUCCAAGAACCCGAGCAGCGGACAGUCGCCCAAACAGCCUAGCAAAGUACCCUCUCCGCCGACGGCCACCAAGAAGAACAGCCAGCCAACGCCAACUGGCAAGGGCCGGUGCAACGGCCUCCUGGGAUCCAUCGGCUGCAUUGUCGCCGGUGGCGUCGAAACGGUCGAUGGCGCCGUUGACGAGGUCGGCUCGGCGCUGGGCGGCCUCCUGGGGCGUGCGGAGGUGGUUGCCCAGUAA
Messenger RNA from Hirsutella rhossiliensis, 4704 nucleotides. RefSeq lists its product as uncharacterized. The transcript has a single exon. The coding region runs from base 1 to 4704 and encodes 1567 amino acids. The record is from RefSeq and is a predicted model, not a curated record. NCBI's taxonomy places the organism in Eukaryota, Fungi, Ascomycota, Sordariomycetes, Hypocreales, Ophiocordycipitaceae.